CUCAGAUUGAGAAGUUCCUCCUUUACGUUUUUUGUAUGAUCAAAGCGUCGGUGAGAGAGAGAGAGAGAGUGAGCCGAUGAGAGGUAUGUGCAGCCAACUGCUACUGACGAGAGUGAUUGACAUUCUUAAAUCGGAUCUAGGCGGACGAGUGUUACAGCUAGAAUUCUACAUCUCUUUACGUGUUAGCGAAGGACGAUGAAAGAAAAUUGUCGGUGGCUGGUUCCGGCAGAUUUUUUGUUGUGUCACCAGAUGUCUUGGAGUACUAGCGGCUCUGAUGAAGCAAGAAGCAGGUGCGUCGGUUUAUUUCCUCAGCCCCUUCAUAUUCGAUCAUAAAAGAGUAAACAUGGUAGAAGGCACGUCUUGUGUCUGCAAAUUUCUUGUUGUUUUUUGACUCUUCAUUUUCAAGCUAUAAUUUUCUCAAACCGGAUAGAAAUAGAUUUUUGGACUCCAAAUGCACACCUACUCAGCUGACACCAGCAGUGGGAACAUCAUCAACAUUUUUCCAUUCUUGUGAUGUGAAUUUUGCGCCUCCAUUUUCUUUUUCAACAACAAACAAACCAUCUUCAAUCUUUCCUGGUCAAAAUCGACCAUCCGUCGGCUGUGCUCCCCACCCUUCAACACUUGUCAGAAUAUAAAUAUUUUAUAUAACGUGGAAAAACUGCUUCUAACGUCCUCGACUAAAAAACAAGAUGAGUGGACCUGCGGUAGACGUAGGCGUGCUUAGUCGCGUAGUCGCGGCAGCCGGGCAAGGAGCGGUUGGGGCGGUAGUUGGUGCCAUUUUGUCAGCCUUGUCGGAACCCAUUGUAAAUCGCGUCCUCGUCAAAAGAAUACCUCUUCAACAAGCAAUGGAGGAAGUCUCCUUCGAAGUCAUCGCUAAAUUCUUCCAGGUAAUAAUGACGCAGUUCUUAUUAGCGUGUAAUGGUAAUCUUCCCAAAAUUUUCUGUUGUUUGGGACAGUAGUUCUUAAUCUUAGGUACAAGGGCAGACAUCAUCAUCAGAUGCCGAGCGUCCUCUAGGGCUAGGCGUCUAGUACAAUUUACCGACGCGUGGUCGCUGCAUUCCCCUCAUCAAUUCUCGGUAAUACGUAUCUAUUCUAUUGUAUCCUUGUUCCAAAUCCAAUGUGCCUCCUCUUCAGACGACAUUGCCCACGAACUUCGUGAAGUUUCCAUUCUUCGAGGCCGUGAAUGUGAUCAUGAGCAUGGUAGACGUUUCACCUGCUCUUCGGGGCACCGUAACCGGUGCAGUUUUUACAACCGCGACUCUUCCGAUCACAAACUACCGAUACCGAAAAAGUAUGGGACUUCCGAUCGAGCUAAGCAGCCUCUAUCAAGCAUACUUGCCGACGGUAUUCUUUGCUGUGCUUUGCCGACGGUAUUUUCCCGCAAGAAGACCACCGAAACUUAAUUUCAGAAUCUUUUUUUCGUCACGGAAAGGAAAGUCUACUUAGGAAAAAGGAAGAGCAGAUUCUUCAGGUCAUCGUGUGUAAGUAUGUUCUUCUGUUGACUUAAGAGACAAGUAGAAGUUGUUCUACAAGUACAUCAUGACAUGGGUUCCUUAAUACCCAUCACGACUAGGUUCUGCGUGAUAUCAUGUAUGGGAUCGUGCGAAACAAUGUGACAACGAUGAUGAUAUCAAGAAAUCCGCAAUUCGCACAAACGAACACAGGACGCUUCUUCAAUAUGUUCAUAACCGUCUUUUCAGCCUGCGUGCUCUCAGCACCCGGAAAUGAAUACCGAGGUACAUGUUGUACAUCUACUUCUUAGUAGUUGUGGGCUUGUGACAAUAGUUAUCAUACAGCUAGGCUGACAAAUUGACGAGAGUGUGAUAAAUCUACUCAUAAAUGUGCGUAAAAAACGAUUGUUUGCGCGGUUCUUCGUAGACUAGAGUAUACAAACGCGUUGCGUUGGGCCACUUACGUUCCGGUUUCGGUACCACGCGACGUAUUGUUCGAUGUGUUGUACACAAGUAGGUAUCUUCUUGUUCAUCAAGAGCACCCUUUUUACCCCUCCAGGUUAUUGCCUCCAGCCCAAGGGCAAAGAGAAACCAUUUGUGGAAUUUUUUCAGCCUCAAAACUUUCUCCGAAGUACCGUUAUUGGAAGCACGAUCAUGAGCACUGCACUUGGUGCAGGAGCCCUAGUCACCCCCCAGGUACUCGAUAUUUAUAUUUAUAUAUAUAAUGUUAAAUUGGUUGAUAUUUUUUUAAGGAUUUCAUGUUUGCUACACGUAGACCUAGUACCCAAGUAGCGUCGUGGUCAUCGUCUUGCGUACAACAAUUGAGACACACCUUUUUUUACACAAGCUUCGAACCAACGUGAAUCAAUAAACAGGUGACUGCGCUUGUGGACAAGAUGAAGGCAUAUUUGGACGCAAAUCCACUGUCCUAUUGCAUCAUUGCCCUCUUUCUGGCGCAUAGGGUACUCGAGAAAUACGAAAAGGAUAAGCAAGUGUCAUCGAAAGCCGGGAAGUGAAGACGCAAUAGAAUUUUUUAGGAACAAGAGUUUCUUGAACUUGAAUACGAGCAGAUCAUGAUUGUAUUUUUGGAAGACGCAAGAGGUUUAAGCACCAUUGUUUCCUCUUUGAAACCAUCAUCAGUAAACAUCACAGAUACACCAGCAAUUCGCAUUCGCUCACAGCUCUAACGACGCUCGAGGAAUCACGAAGGUAGAUGAAAUUGAGUAUCUUCUAGGUCGAUCUCGCUUUGUCGUGAAACAAUCGGAAUUGUCCAGGAUUAAAAUUUUUUCACGUCUACUGAGGGUGCCUUCAUAAAAAUCUCCUUGAUUUUUUGAACAUGUUUUCGAUACUUAAGAGCAGACUAGUAGUCAUGUUAUAAUGUUUUUUUAUUUACAUCAUGGUCGUCAUUUAUACCAAAUAGAGUAUUAAUUUUUAUUGCUGAUCAUUAAUUCUUGAUAUCUCGAUUUGCAUCGAAUAUCUGUCAUUGUUGGUGUGAGUAUUUUGAGAUCAUUUCUAGGGCAUGCGGAGCCAACAGGCUGCUGAGUCCGCUCCUCCUUCCGCUCGAAGACACGAUCGAUAUAAGGUCCUUUCCUAUUCCAUUUUUUUUCGCGAGCAGUCGGGGACGCGACCUCACCUAUAUCUAUAAGCACAACUAUGUGAUCAAUUAUCAUAGAGCACGUACAAUUUGUAUUUGUUCAACUACUCUUACAUACAGCCACCUGAAGCGUCGAUGCACCAUGUUGACUUAUCAUUCGCCUAUGCGUAGUCGUCACCCAACUUCUAUGUCAUUUGGUGUUUGCUUCUUAGAUUUGUAAAGUUAAUUCCUGUUAUCGACGAGGAUAAAGAAGAAAUUUGUUCUUUGGUCCGUCUCAGGCCCGGGCCUAGCACAUUUUUAGGACCCACACUGUCGUUCUCGAGUUUUCAAAAAAUGUCAAGACGUGGGCGGUAGUUCAGACGUGGGCGGUAGUUCAACAAAGGUGCUCGUAUCACUCAAGGGCAUGUGACGAACACCAACCGAGAUUAAGAGAAAGCUUUUUCUUCAAACACUUACACUAGACUUAAUAGAUGAUGAUAAGAUUUGAUGCGUGAUUUGCGGCUUCUUGAAAGUUCGCUGAAAGCAUAGAUAAAGUUGAAGAUACUAAGACUUUUGUUAUUUCUACUAGUACUAGUAUGCAGAUAUUAUAUUUCAUGUCAGAUUUUCCUUGUAGCUAGAAAAAGAACACCAAGGGCUGGCGCGACGCCACCAAUUUGUAUCCUCUGUGUGUACGAUCUUCCUACCUAUUUAUAUGAUUGUUAGAGUUUCAUCAAGUAGUACAUGUGUUUCCUUGGUCAUCAAAGGGAUGAAAUAGAUGAUGAGUGACACCAGGCAGUACGCCGAAGUAGAGCAGUUCGUGAUUGAAAACAACGAUUUUCUCAAUAAGACUUGCAGCUUUUUGUUCAAUAGCCUGUUCAAGAUUCUUCCAAUAUUCACCAUCUCCCGAUCAUGAUACCCCUGCUUCGUGAUGCAACACGACCACCGAUUUAAAAAUGAGACCGCUGUUGCGGGAGAAGCAGGUCCCGCUCUCCGAGGACGGAAGCUGUUUUUCAGCAGGGU
Amoebophrya sp. A25 is the source of this 4044-nucleotide messenger RNA. Lineage: Eukaryota; Dinophyceae; Syndiniales; Amoebophryaceae. The record is from the annotation of a GenBank genome assembly.